GAGACCAUGGGCAAUACCAUCCUGCGGGCACUCUGCUGUGUGGGAAAGAACCAGAAGAGCAGGAAGGAGAAUCGAGGUGUGAAAAGGAAACGGCAGAAAAUGACCACACCUGAAGGAGAAUUUCAUGGUCAAGAUGGGAAAAGUAAAGAAUGUCCCUCUACUUCUAAUCAGGAACAGGACGAUGCGGGUAGUGGGUGCUCCGAGGAUGUGUGCUACACCAUCAUUAACCACGUGGCCCCACGCUGGCCGUCCCUGGCCUCCACGGACCAUGGCUACGAGAAUGUGAACACCAUCAGGAGGGCAGGGAGGCACCUCAGGGAGGAUUCGGAGACAGAGACGGAGUACGCCCUGCUCAGGAGCGCAGUCUCUGGCGCCUCUUCCUGCACGCCUGAGCACGACUACGAGAUUGUGCUCCCACAGUGACCCGCAGGCCACUGUCUCCUUUGCCCUGGACGUGUGGUAGGAGGGUACCUGCACUCUGUCACCCUGGGCACUGCUCAGUGGCAUCGCUGUGGCCUGAGGAAGGUACUGGCCUGGGCUUGGUGACUUCCCGGUGUGAUGAGGCACUGAGUUGGUGAACAGCUCUGCCAAGAUGGAACAGACGCACAGAGCCGAGUGCAGCCUCCCCAGGACUACUGUCCCUCCAAAUUCAGACAUGAUGAGCUGCAUGGGUGAGCAGUCCCAGGGCCGGGUGCCUGGGGACAUAGCUCGGGAGCACGAGCCCCUGCCUGGCAAGUGUGUUUACCGUAGUUUUGUCUUUGGUGUGGGCUGGAGAAUCUUGUUUCUUGAUCGAAGUUCAAAAACCUUUUUGUUUUCAAACACCGUCCGUCUGAGAGGAGCCGCUGACUGCAUCUCAGAGCAUAGAGCACUGCACCACUGUGCGCUCGCCUUUUCUGUCGCGUGUACAUUGGAAUGCUCUGUUCAAAGGUCAGCAGAAAAUGAAAAACGAAAGUAAACUUGUACUUACAGCUUUGUUCACGACUUAGAGCUAGCUGUGCUCCUGACUAGGUUCCUCUUCUGAGGGAAUAGGGUCUGGCUUUGAAAUCCCAGAAACACGGUGAAUAGGACACGUACUUGUACUGUCCCAGUGAAUUUUUAUGUUAUGAAGAAGUACCCCAAGGCCAUAAAAAUCUUAGCACUCAUGAUGUUUUCCUCUGAACCUUGAUUAGUAGUCCAACCUUAGGCACUCCUGGGAUUUGGCCAGUACAGUUGGGAACCUGUUGGCUUUGCUGUGAAGAAGAAUGGGUAUGCUUCUGUCAGUGGCUGGCAGAUGUGAGGACAUCAUGUCACAUGAAUGCUGGCAGAGGAGCUUGAUGGGCAGGUGAAGGGGCGACACAUCCUCACAUGGUGGGGUCCAGGUACAGCAGCCAUGGUGGUGGGGUCACCCAUGGAAUCCUCCACUCCACAACUGACCUGGCUGUGGGCGCUGGCGAGUAUGUUUUGCCCAAGAGUGAGGCAAACACUGAGCCCAGGGGGGGAACAUUUCUGGGUGACUAGCCAGCCACCAGGGGCGGUGACCGUGGCCACCUCUGUCAGGGAAAGAUCUGCAUGGGAGCUUUGGAGGAUUUGCUUUCCCUGCACACUGUGCUUCUGACAGGGAGACCACCUGGAAACCUACAGGAGGCCUUGUCUCCCCUCACUGUGAGGCCAGAGCUCCCCUCGCAGCCGUGGCGUGUGAGGGCCCAGUGCUGCGCGCUUCCUGCUGCCUCCCGCACCAAGGCAGCUGAAAGGGGCAGGGCCCUGGAAGGCUCAGCUCCAGCACGGAGAGGAGCAAAGCUUUCUAGGGUGCAGCCUGGCUCUCAAGAGUGAGAAACGUGCUCGGGAUUUGGGUCCAAAUGUGGCACUUCUCACACAGAAAUGCUCACAAGCCCAGGAAGGAGGAGAAGGGUGUGCAGAGCGGCCCCCAGGCCGCU
Octodon degus (degu) is the source of this 1913-nucleotide messenger RNA. It is a transcript of the gene Gcsaml, whose product is annotated as germinal center associated signaling and motility like. The transcript has 5 exons. Lineage: Eukaryota; Metazoa; Chordata; Mammalia; Rodentia; Octodontidae. Bases 7 to 423 code for a protein of 138 amino acids. The record is from RefSeq and is a predicted model, not a curated record. Gene Ontology annotation, biological process: regulation of lymphocyte migration; regulation of B cell receptor signaling pathway.